GCGCGCAGCCAGUUAGGGCCGGGGGAUUGUACCGCGACCCGGUCGCGGCUCUCUCUGUUCCGCCGGGCAUCGCCGCGGCUCGGGUUCGCGCCCCGAGAGAGCAGUCCUGGCCAUCCGUAGAGAAAGCACUGCAGCCCAGCGGAUUAGCCUCUGUGGACUCGGCGCUUCUCCCAGCAAGUAAACCUCAAGGAGGACUGACCAGUUUUUGAAUUUCUAUACCAUGGCCCUUCGAUCAGUGAUGUUCAGUGAUAUAUCCAUAGACUUCUCUCCAGAAGAGUGGGAAUACCUGGACUUGGAACAGAAGAAUUUGUACAGAGAUGUGAUGUUAGAGAACUACAGCAACUUGGUCUCACUGGGAUGCUUCAUUUCUAAACCAGUUGUGAUUUCCUUAUUGGAGCAAGGAAAAGAGCCUUGGAAAGUUGUGAGGAAGAGAAGACAAUAUCCAGAUUUGGAGACCAAGUAUGAGGCCAAGAAGUUGUCUUUAGAAAAUGACAUUUAUGAAAUAAAUUUAUCACAGUGGAAGAUAAUGGAAAGAAUUAAAAAACAUGGCCUUAAGGGUCUCAUUUUAAAAAAUGAUUGGGAAUCCAAAGAAAAAAUGGAAGGACAAGAGAGACCUCUAGAAAGAUACUUCAGUAAUGUGAAAAUGGCAUCUGAAAAAGUAUCCUCUUACCAGAAACGCACGUCUGCUACUCCACAUCAGAGACUUCAUUUUGUCGAUAAACCCUAUGAAUGUAAGGAAUGUGGAAAGGCGUUCAGAGUGCGCCAACAGCUUACUUUUCAUCACAGAAUUCAUACUGGUGAAAAACCCUAUGAAUGUAAGGAAUGUGGGAUGGCCUUCAGACAGACUGCACACCUUACCCGACAUAAGAGACUUCAUUCUGGUGAAAAACUCUACCAAUGUAAGGAAUGUGAGGAAGGUUUCAUAUGUGGUGCCGAUCUCAGAGUACAUCAGAAAAUGCAUAUUGGUGAGAAGCCCUAUGAAUGUAAAGAAUGUGGGAAGGCUUUUAGGGUACGAGGACAACUUACUCUGCAUCAGAGGAUUCAUACUGGUGAGAAACCCUAUGUCUGUACAGAGUGUGGGAAGGCCUUUAGACAGUAUGCACACCUGACUCGGCAUCAGAAGCUUAACAGUGCUGACAGGCUCUACGAAUGUAAAGAAUGUGGGAAGGCCUUUUUGUGUGGCUCUGGUCUGAGAGUACAUCACAAACUUCAUACUGGUGAGAAACCCUAUGAAUGUAAGGAAUGCGGGAAGGCCUUUAGAGUGCGACAACAACUAACACUCCAUCAGAGAAUUCAUACCGGGGAGAAACCCUAUGAAUGUAAGGAAUGUGGAAAGACCUUUAGUCGUGGUUAUCAUCUUAUUCUCCAUCACAGAAUUCAUACUGGUGAAAAACCUUAUGAAUGUAAGGAAUGCUGGAAGGCCUUUAGUCGUUACUCACAACUUAUUUCACAUCAGAGUAUUCAUAUUGGAAUUAAGCCCUAUGACUGUAAGGAAUGCGGGAAGGCCUUUAGACUACUUUCACAACUCACACAGCAUCAGAGUAUUCAUAUUGGUGAGAAACCCUAUAAAUGUAAGGAAUGUGGGAAGGCCUUUAGAUUGCGCCAAAAACUUACUCUACAUCAGAGCAUUCAUACUGGCGAAAAACCCUUUGAGUGUAAGGAAUGUAGGAAGUCCUUUAGACUUAAUUCAUCCCUUAUUCAGCAUCUGAGAAUUCAUUCUGGUGAGAAACCCUAUGAAUGUAAGGAAUGUAAGAAGGCCUUUAGGCAACAUUCACACCUUACCCAUCAUUUGAAAAUUCAUAAUGUAAAAAUAUAAGAAAGUCUUUUCAACUUCUGUGUUACAGAACAUUCUAUGAAUGUAGUAAUUAAUCUCUUUUGCUCCCUACAUGCAACUGAUUUGGCAUAAGAGGUUUUAUACCAUUAGAAGAAUAUGAUAAUAUAAUGUAUUCCAUCAUCACCCAAACCUGAAACUUCAGCACAUUUGUUCUAAAAAGUAAUUCUGUUAUAAGAAAUGUGAGAAAGACACUUAACUGUCAUCCCUAUUCCAUCACUACUUUGUGUCGUCCUGGACAAGAUGCUUAACUGCUCUGUGCUAUAAUAGUUUUAAUUUAUGAAAUGGUCAUAUAAGAGUGCAGCAAUUUGAUACUCUUUUGAUCAAGAGGUGAAUUUAUAUCCCCUCUGUUGUAUAUAGGCAGACUGUGACUGCUUCGCCCAGUAGAAUAUGGUAGAUGUAGUGCUGUGCUCGUUUCUUGACUCAGACUUUACUAUACUAGUAGAGUUACUACUUCAUCUCAUGAAAUGAGAGAACUGUCAUGUUCCAAAGUCUGGCUGCUUUCCUGAAGAGACCACAUGGAGAGGCCCUGACACUGCAUAGAGAGGGAGAGGCAUCCUGCUGAACCCUGUCUUCUUGACAUCCACCAAGACACUAGAGAUUGGAGUAAAAUUUUGGAUCCACCAGACCAGCCACCAGCUAAAUGCCACUGAGUGACUUGGUGACCUCAACUGAUGCCAUGUAGAAUGGAAGAAUUGACUGACUAGCUGAGUCCCUGCCCAAAUUUCUGACCCACAAAAACAUGAGAUAUGAUAAAAUGGUUGUUGUUUUAAGCCAC
Molecule: messenger RNA, 2609 nt
Organism: Saimiri boliviensis boliviensis (Bolivian squirrel monkey)
Lineage: Eukaryota; Metazoa; Chordata; Mammalia; Primates; Cebidae
Gene: ZFP82
Product: ZFP82 zinc finger protein
Biological process (GO): regulation of immune system process; negative regulation of transcription by RNA polymerase II; regulation of cytokine production
Cellular component (GO): nucleoplasm
Molecular function (GO): RNA polymerase II cis-regulatory region sequence-specific DNA binding; DNA-binding transcription repressor activity, RNA polymerase II-specific
Source: RefSeq, a predicted model, not a curated record